Molecule: messenger RNA, 1203 nt
Organism: Glycine soja
Lineage: Eukaryota; Viridiplantae; Streptophyta; Magnoliopsida; Fabales; Fabaceae
Product: UPF0496 protein At1g20180-like
Exons: 4
Coding region: 1-1203 (400 amino acids)
Source: RefSeq, a predicted model, not a curated record
AUGCCGAUAGUGGUGGUGCGGGAUGGUGUUGGUAUUGACGGCGACGGCGUUUUGAAGAAUUCUGAUUCUGAUUUUGGCUUUAACGGUUUUAUGUUGUUGUUCGUGUGGGCUGUGCAUAUGAUUCAUGUGAAGGAACGUAGAGAUGACCCAAAAAGCAUCAACUUCCAUGAGGAGUACAAUAGUGUAUUAAGGACAAAAUCCUAUGUUAAUUUCUUCAAUAAAGUUCAAUUACUUGCAAACCAACCUUCCUCUAAUGACAACCAUAACAAAUUUUCAGAAAUCCUCCUUGAACCUUGCCAAGAAACUAUAACUUCCAUUCUUGAUUCAGCAACCCUUUCAAUGACACCAGAACUCAAAAACCUCAUGCUCAGUUACUUUGACAUUAGUGCAGAGGCCUCACAGAUUUGCUGUCAUCUUCUCAAAAGCAUCAACCAACUCCACUCCAAUUAUCAGUUUAUUCAAAGGGCACUAGACAUUAUGGAUGGCGACUCUUUGGAAACUUUUGACCUAAUCACCUUCGGGCUUAACUCAUUCAAUUACUCAAAUAACCCUUUUUCAAACCUUAAAAACCAUGACUUCAAGCUCAUCACUGAUAAGCUCUCAUCAAUAUUGCACCAUCUAAAGUCAAUGAGAAAAAAAGUGGGAAGGAAAAUUAAGCUUAUGAAGUAUUUGAAGAAUACAUCUGAGGUUUGUGUCACAGCAGCUUGUGGCAUAGUGGCAAUCACAGCCAUGGUUAUAGCAGCACAUACUCUAACAGCAGUUAUUAUGGGACCAGCAAUUCUUAGUUUUCCAUUUAAGCAUUUUAAGAGGAAGCUUAGAGCCUAUGAAUUUUCAGGAAAAGGGUCUCAGAGUAAAGUUUAUGAUCAGCUUGGUAUAGCAGCAAAGGGAACUUAUAUAUUGAAUAGAGACUUUGACACAAUGAGUAGACUUGUAGCUAGGCUUCAUGAUGAAAUUGAGCAUAGCAGGGCAAUGGUGCAAUUAUGUUUGGACAGGAAAGAGGACAAAUUCUCUUUGCAGGUGGUGAAGGAGCUUAAGAAAAGUGAUGUUCGGUUCAGGAAACAAGUGGAAGAACUUGAAGAACAUGCGUGCUUGUGCCUUGUAGCAAUAAACCAGGCAAGGACCUUGCUUCAGCACAUAGCUGGUGUUCUGGGCACCUUCUACCGACUUACAGCUUCUCGUGAGCAACGUGAACUACACCCAUGA